Molecule: messenger RNA, 3405 nt
Organism: Sphaerulina musiva SO2202
Lineage: Eukaryota; Fungi; Ascomycota; Dothideomycetes; Mycosphaerellales; Mycosphaerellaceae
Exons: 1
Coding region: 45-3068 (1007 amino acids)
Source: RefSeq, a predicted model, not a curated record
UAUCCUCACGACAUCCUCAUGUACAUAUUCCUGCUCCUGCGCCAAUGAGAACAUGGAGGGUCUAUAGAGCACAGUCGAUUGCACCGCGGGGACUCCCACCAUGGACCGCACGCUCCGCCACGGGCCAUGGGAGGCCGCUGUCGACAACAUCGGGCGACAUACCUCCAGCACAGGACAGCAUCCCAGCCAGGAAGCUGAGAUCGCCAUUGGAAAGACGAUAUCCGGUCUUUGAGAGAUUCUCCCAUGUUCCAAGCGAUGCUGCUGCCUGGACGGCCCUACUGGAUGGUGCAUUGCCGCCACAUCUCCGCAGCGCCAAUGUCACGCCUCCUGCAUUGCCAUUGAGUGCUGUGGAUGUUGCGCAAAUAUUGCUGGCUGCUCAGUAUCCUUGGAAGGGGGGGCAUGAGCCAAUGGACCUCCUGUACCACCUCGGUAUCGAACAGGGUCGAUGGAGUGCUGUAGUGUGGUUGAUCAAGAAGUUGGUGGAUAAGUUUCCCGCUCGCCAUGCCGAGGAGUCCAGACUAGCGAGAGUGGGCAGCAUUUGGCAAAAAGUGCCAGAUCUGUACGAGGCCAGCAGACAGCCUCUGCAAUUCGAGGUCGAGGACAUGGGAUCAGCAACAAAUUCCACGCCAUCACGAUCCUUGGACGACUUACUGGAUGGAUUACACCCGGUGCACAAAAAUCGCGAAGAAUCCUUACGUCAUGAUGCUCUUGGACAAGUCUGGCGCACCUUAGGCGCGAUGGUCAAGGCAUGUGUCGGAGGGGAGACGAAGCCUGAAGUGUUGGAAAUUAUAGCAUAUCUGCAUCACCGCGAAGUCAUGCCCUUGGCCAUUUAUCAGGCCGAGCCCAAUUCAGACAGCUCUGCAAUCCAGCAGCCACCACUGAUUCCCUUUCUGUCCUCUCGCAUCUUGACCUCGCUCUCAGAUGCUGCGUGGCGCGCCCACGAAAAGCUCGUCGUAGAUGAAGCACGUGCGAAUGGUAGUCAGUAUGCUACGUUCCGACCAGAGAUACCCGGCAGCGUCUUUCGAGUCCACGUCGCUGGUCUACGCGCUGAGGUAUGGAUGGAGCUGAUUCUCUGGUCGUGCCUGUACGGUGGUUGGAUUCGGCAAGGUAUGGAGGUACUUCGUUCAUUAGUCACGGAUAAGACACACCGAUGGGCCCCUUUAUCAUGGACAGACUAUCAAAAGUCACUGCCGUCCAACUAUGGGACAGAACCUCGAGAUUGGAGGUCCUGGGAGUUCCUCUUCAAGACCAAGUCCGCGACGUCGAUGGACGACGCACACGCCCCCAUCCAAUCUGUGGAGCGCACCAUUAGCGGAGAAGUUGUCAAUGCCUAUAUCGAUGCCGUGUCGUGCACAGUCAAUGUCGGCGUAGGUGCACGAGGCGUCAAUGUCGAAGAUGUGUUGGAUGCGCUCCAUGACUUCAAGAAGUUCUUGAAAUGGCAUAAGCAAAGCCUUAGCUUCGGCACAUGGAAUUCGUUGAUGCUCCGCAUUCUUGAUACCAACAGUAUUACGCCCGAACACGACAGUGGGAAUGCGCGCAAGGUGGUAGCCAUGUCAGAUGGGUUCGGAGAUGGCCUGUACGAUGCCAAUACCCAGCAUAUGCCAGCCUAUGUCCAAGAUGGCAGCAUGGCGAUGCAAGGUGUUCUCCACCGAGCACUGUACGGCCAGGUCGCCGCCGGCAGUUUCGAAGGUGCUCUUGCAGUGUUCAAGCAAAUCCAGCAUCGCGCAGAUGUAGACAAGAUCAAGUCAGUGGCGAGCUUCUUUGGGCAAGGUUCUCGUAUGAGACGCAGCGCGAAGACGUCCCUGUUCCAAACACUAGAUCGACAAGACAUGUUUACAAGCAAUGUUUCCAGCGUCGAUUAUCCUGCUUUCGAGGUGCAGAUUCCGCCCACUGUGCUGGCACGUUUCCUGGACCAAGUGACCCAAGCAAACGCCUUUGAAUUCGGCCGCUGGCUACUUCACAAGGCCGAUGUUGAUGGGCCCGUCAUACGACCCACUGCCUAUAAUGAUACGCACCUCCAGCCUGCUCUGAUACGCUUUGCUGCUGCCAGUAACGACGAAGCUCUUCUUACAAAGUUCAAGGACAGCCAGUUAGGAAGAGAGUCAUUGAGAUCAGUCUUCGACAGUCUAGUACAGCGGCGUCAAUGGGACGACGCAAGACAAGUGUUGGAACAUCUUGCCAGCACGCCAGGGCCCAAGUUUCGCAACGCCAACCUUGCUAAUCUGGUGCGCACAAUGCUUCUUCAGGUGCCUGCGGCCGAUGAGGAUAACACGGCAAGCAAACAGCACUUGGAACGCGCAAAGGUCCUUCUGGCUGAUAUGGUGUCCCUCAAGUUUGAGCCACGCAAACAAGCAUCUCCAGAUAGGCGUGUCGUGAUACAGUCGUUGCUCACUGUUCUGGCAGCUGUCGACUCCACGUGGUUCCACUUCGCAUACGGCCUGCGUAUAGUGCGAGCUGCGCACCACAAGUUUCGCAUGCUGCCAACGGAUUUCAACAUUAUAUUAGAAGGCGUGGUCACAACGAAAGGCAGUGCCGCUGGACGUCAUCUGCUUGGGAUAUUUUGGCCGCACUCUGCACGUAGUACAUACGAUGCACCUAUCAAGAUGGUAGGGGACAAGGAAAUGCAGAAGCGUAUGCCUCGUGCUCGACCGGAGAUUUUGAACAGCAUCCAGCGCCAGCGAAUAGUCGUCGCGCCGAGAGAUCAACCGGAUCUGUACCAGCUCGUGGUGUAUGGAGCAAUGAUCCCAAACACCAACACGAUUCUCAUCAUUCUUCGUAGAGCAUUAGAGGAGACCCAGACGUCGCCCGGAAUCGCUGCGUCGACAUUCCAGCCGAACACAGUCUCUACACAUGAACCGGACAUCGCUGCUAAUGAUACGAUUGAUAUGUCACCACGUGGAAUAGUCGCAUGGGCUGUGCGGCGACUGGCUGAGCUGCCGUAUGUGGAAGGAAGCAUUAUCGAGGAGCUUGAGCAGACCCUGACUGAGUUGGGUAUGGACGAGCUACGAGCUGAUCUACCCAAGAUUUGUGAGGUAGUGGAGACAGAGCUUGACAUGGAAAUCUUCUGAGCUCGAUCCUUUGCCGUAGCGAAUUGCGAGGGCGAUACCUUGGUAACGGGAAGGGGAUGACGGAUUGACCCAUGAAUGCCAUUUGAAUGUCUGAGAAACGGGCAGUGAUGAAGCCAGAGUCAGCAUUUCUGUGGUGUAUACAGCUGGUAUGGCACAGAAUAACGUGUACAGCGCGCCCACUUGUACAAAUGAAUUUUGCAGCAGGCUUCAAUGAACAAUCACACAUCCAUUCCGUGAUAUCCGUGUUGCGACCUUGGACUAUCUGACACUCACUCCACAUGUUCGUACAGAUAGAUAGCGUGCGCUCUCGCUUGCGACUUAUAACAUGUAGUUGACA